Cinclus cinclus is the source of this 732-nucleotide messenger RNA. RefSeq names its product olfactory receptor 10C1-like. Gene Ontology annotation, molecular function: olfactory receptor activity; G protein-coupled receptor activity. Lineage: Eukaryota; Metazoa; Chordata; Aves; Passeriformes; Cinclidae. Gene Ontology annotation, cellular component: membrane. The coding region runs from base 1 to 732 and encodes 243 amino acids. Gene Ontology annotation, biological process: G protein-coupled receptor signaling pathway. The record is from RefSeq and is a predicted model, not a curated record. The transcript has 3 exons.
AUGCAAAUGUUUUCCUUCCUUUACUUUGGAGUUGCUGAGUGUUUUCUCUUGGCCGCCAUGUCCCUUGAUGGUUAUUUUGCAGUUUGCUCCCCCUUGCAUUACACAAUUAUCAUGAGCAGCAGGGUCUGCAGAAGCCUGGUUGUUGGAGCUUACAUCUGUGGAACUGCUGAGGGCUUAGUUCACACCCUCAUCACCUUCAGCUCACCCUUGUGUGGUUGUGCCAUUGACCACUUCUUCUGUGAGAUUCAGCCUCUCCUGGACCUGCUCUGUGGCAACACUCUCCCAAGUGAAAUCCAGGUCAUUGUGGUGGCUGUCUUUGCUAUUCUGAGUCCUUUCUCACUGGUCAUUUAUUCCUGUAUUCCUAUCGUUUCCGCAAUUCUUCACGUGGCAUCAGCUGAGAGCCAGGAGAAGGCGUUUUCCACUUGCUCCUCACAGCUCCUGGUUGUGACUGUUUUUUAUGGCACUGCAGGCUCCAUGUACCUGCGGCCAAAAUACAGCUACUAUGCAUCUGUGGAUAAAUUCCUCUCCCUUGCUUAUUCUCUGGCCAGCAAUGGGCUGUGGUACCUGAUGGAUGAUGAGUCUGUGGAGCUUUGUUGCCUUGACACAGCUCUCAGGCAGCAAGCCUACCUGCUGUUUUAUGCCAGCUUCAUCGGCUGCUGGACACUAAAACGAGGAGAGCUCUACAAGGCACCAGAGGAGGAUGAUCCUUGGGAACCUCAGUGGAUUGAGUGA